This is a messenger RNA of Drosophila hydei, 1736 nucleotides long. RefSeq names its product cysteine sulfinic acid decarboxylase. Lineage: Eukaryota; Metazoa; Arthropoda; Insecta; Diptera; Drosophilidae. The record is from RefSeq and is a predicted model, not a curated record. Gene Ontology annotation, biological process: carboxylic acid metabolic process. The transcript is spliced from 5 exons. Gene Ontology annotation, cellular component: cytoplasm. The coding region runs from base 27 to 1682 and encodes 551 amino acids. Gene Ontology annotation, molecular function: carboxy-lyase activity; pyridoxal phosphate binding.
CAUUCGACACUAAACUGGCUUUUAGAAUGAUAAACAAGUGGAAAGUGUUUGAUUCAAUAAUUACAGGUAUAAGGUCCAAUGCAGCGCUACGACCAAUCAAUUGGCAUUCCCAGUUGAGUAGCUGUUGGCGAAGGUUCGAUUGGAAAUAUAGUAAAAUGGAUGGCGAAAGUGAUACUACUGCUUCGAUUGUCGAUGGCGUUCGCAUGAGGUUAAUGGACGAUUGGAAGAUUCUGCAGCAUGUCUUUAAGCUGGUGCAACGGGAGGAGACUUUAUGUGCCGAUCCCCAACAGUGGCAGCAACAGAAAAUAGUCGACUUUAUGCAGCCGGACGAACUGAAGAAACAUAUUAAUCUGACUAUCAAGGAAAAGGAAACAUCCACACUCUCCGACAUUGAGCUGAUCUGUCAACAAGUGAUUAAAUAUUCUGUGAAAACCUCACAUGGACGCUUCCACAAUCAACUAUUUGGUCAAAUGGAUCCUUUUGGAUUGGCAGGCGCCUGGUUGACUGAGGCAUUGAACACAAGCUCAUACACUUUCGAGGUUGCGCCUGUCUUUAGCCUUAUCGAGACUGAGGUCAUAUCUGCGGUCUGUAGAUUAGCCGGUUAUAGUCAUGGUGAUGGCAUAUUCGCACCUGGCGGCUCUUCUUCAAAUAUGUACGGUCUGGUUCUGGCUCGGUAUAAGCGCAUUCCAACAGUCAAAUCUUCAGGCAUGUUUGGUAUUCGACCUCUUGUUAUCUUCACCUCAGAGGAUUCGCACUACAGUCUGAAGAAAGCUGCACACUGGUUGGGUAUUGGGGCCGAUAAUUGCAUAGCUGUGCGCACCAAUGCUAAAGGACAAAUGGCUUUAGACGAUCUGGAAGAGAAGAUAAAAGCAGCCAAGAAAUGCGGACGUGAUCCAUUCUUUAUUAAUGCAACGGCUGGUACAACUGUACUGGGUGCCUUUGAUAACUUGGACGGCAUUGCCGAUGUGGCCCAACGUUAUGGCCUCUGGAUGCAUGUGGACGCCUGUCUAGGUGGUGCUGCAUUGCUCGCCUACAAGCAUCGCUCGCUGCUGAAGGGGCUACAACGCGCCAACUCAUUUGCCUGGAAUCCACACAAGACACUUGGCGUUCCGUUACAGUGCUCUUUAUUCCUCACUAGUGAAUCCGACUUGUUGGCACGCUGCAACAGCAUUGAAGUCAACUACCUUUUCCAACAGGAUAAGUUCUAUGACGUUUCUUACGACUCCGGCAACAAGAGCAUCCAGUGCGGUCGUAAGAUAGAUGCCUUCAAGUUUUGGCUAAUGCUCAAGGCCCGUGGCUACGGACAAUAUGGACAUUUGGUUGAUCAUGCUAUUGAAAUGGCGCGCUUGCUAGAGCAGAAGCUGCGCGCACGUCCUGAUCGAUUCAGACUUGUCCUCGAUCAACACGAAUACUCUAAUGUUUGCUUUUGGUACAUUCCAAAAUCGAUGCGGGUGCAGAGCUCUGAGGAGAAUGAUGAUUGGUGGGCGCAUCUGUAUACCAUUGCACCAAAGAUCAAGGAGCAAAUGGCAUAUAAGGGCACCUUGAUGGUUGGCUAUUCACCGCUCAGUAGCCGCCAGUUGGGAAACUUUUUCCGUAUGGUGUUCACUUGCUUUCCCGUACUCCAAGCUGAAGAGUUGGAUAUAAUGUUGGACGAAAUCGAACGUCUGGGCGAGCUCUGCUGAAAUGCAUAUUUGAUUAGAAAUUUUUUUAUGAUCUGUCAAUACUUUACCCAAACA